Carassius gibelio (silver crucian carp) is the source of this 6131-nucleotide messenger RNA. RefSeq names its product transcription factor COE1-A. The coding region runs from base 483 to 2294 and encodes 603 amino acids. Gene Ontology annotation, molecular function: DNA-binding transcription factor activity, RNA polymerase II-specific; RNA polymerase II cis-regulatory region sequence-specific DNA binding. Lineage: Eukaryota; Metazoa; Chordata; Actinopteri; Cypriniformes; Cyprinidae. Gene Ontology annotation, biological process: regulation of transcription by RNA polymerase II. The transcript has 17 exons. The record is from RefSeq and is a predicted model, not a curated record.
CCUCCUUCAAGCCUCCGGGGCUGCUGCGCUCGUGUUUAGUUCCCCUCUCAUAGUCAAAGGAAGGAUUGAUUCCUUUGGGAAGAGACACAAAUCACUUCAGUUUGAUCGAGAGGGCUAAGGAUACAGCUUCCUCUUGAUUUAGCCACUUUUGACUUUCUUGUUUUGUCCUGACAAAGAAAAAAAGAAGAAGACAAGAGGAGAAAAGUUGUUAGGUCACGGUGACAUUUGAUAUGAGAUCUGCUUGAUCGCACCAGCUGCUCCCAGGAAACAUUAUCGGCAGCACAGAAAAGACGUCUUGCUUUUUGUUUCCACUUUGCGUCUUGGUGACACAGCGAUCUGUCCUGGUUUCCAAACUCCUUCCCAUCUCUCUCUCUUUCUCUCAAGCGCGCGCGCUCUCUCUCUCACCCUCUCUCUUUUACGCACGGGAGGUGGGCACCUGAGAACACUACCAACGGGAAACGAGUGCGAGAGAUCCCGGUUUCAUGUUUGGGAUUCAGGAGAGCAUCCAAAGGAGUGGGAGUAUUUUGAAAGAGGAGCCCAUCGGAGCCGGCAUGAACGCAGUCCGAACAUGGAUGCAAGGCGCCGGGGUGCUGGAUGCGAACACGGCCGCGCAGAGUGGAGUGGGACUGGCCCGGGCGCACUUCGAGAAACAGCCGCCCUCAAAUCUUCGCAAAUCCAACUUCUUCCACUUCGUUUUAGCCCUUUAUGACCGACAAGGACAGCCGGUGGAAAUUGAGAGGACAUCUUUUGUCGGAUUUGUGGAAAAAGAGAAGGAGACUACAGGAGAAAAGACAAACAAUGGCAUACAUUACAGACUGCAACUUCUCUACAGCAACGGCAUCAGAACAGAGCAGGAUUUUUAUGUAAGACUAAUUGACUCCAUGACUAAACAGGCCAUCAUAUAUGAAGGUCAGGACAAGAAUCCGGAGAUGUGCCGUGUGCUCCUGACUCAUGAAAUCAUGUGCAGUCGUUGUUGUGACAAAAAGAGUUGCGGGAACCGCAACGAGACACCCUCGGAUCCCGUCAUCAUCGACAGAUUUUUUCUCAAGUUUUUCCUGAAAUGCAAUCAGAACUGCCUGAAGAAUGCAGGGAAUCCACGGGACAUGCGGCGCUUUCAGGUGGUUGUGUCGACGACUGUGAGUGUAGAAGGACAUGUUCUGGCUGUUUCGGACAACAUGUUCGUGCACAACAACUCCAAACAUGGCAGAAGAGCUCGGCGACUGGACCCGUCGGAGGGAACGCCAUCAUAUCUGGAGCACGCUGCACCUUGUAUCAAAGCCAUUAGUCCCAGUGAAGGCUGGACAACAGGAGGUGCUACUGUCAUCAUCAUCGGAGACAACUUCUUUGACGGGCUGCAGGUCAUCUUCGGCACCAUGCUGGUCUGGAGUGAGCUCAUCACACCUCAUGCCAUCAGAGUUCAGACCCCUCCGCGUCACAUCCCCGGGGUGGUUGAGGUCACGCUCUCCUAUAAAUCCAAACAGUUUUGCAAAGGCACACCAGGAAGAUUCAUCUACACAGCUCUGAAUGAACCCACCAUAGACUACGGUUUUCAGCGGUUACAGAAGGUCAUACCUCGGCAUCCAGGAGACCCUGAACGCUUGCCAAAGGAAGUGAUUUUGAAGAGAGCAGCCGAUCUAGUGGAAGCACUUUAUGGAAUGCCUCAUAACAACCAGGAAAUCAUUCUUAAGCGAGCAGCAGACAUUGCUGAAGCCCUGUACAAUGUGCCACGAAACCACAACCAGCUCACCGGCCUCACCAACAGCUCCGUCCAUGCAAGCAUGAUGGGAGUGAACUCCUUCACUGGACAGCUCGCCGUUAACGUCUCAGAGUCAUCUCAGGGUGGAAACCAGGGUUUCAGUCGUAACACGAGUAGCGUAUCACCACACGGAUACGUGCCCAGUUCCACCCCACAGCAGAGCAGUUACAGUACAGUAUCCACCAGCAUGAACGGCUACGGCAACGGCGGCAUGACCAACCUGACCGGCUCCCCGAGCUUCCUGAACGGCUCUGCUGCCAACUCGCCCUACGCAAUCGUCCCCUCCAGCCCCACCAUGGCCUCCUCCACCAGCCUGCCCUCGAACUGCAGCAGCUCCUCUGGAAUCUUCUCCUUCUCUCCGGCAAACAUGGUUUCAGCUGUGAAACAGAAGAGCGCGUUCGCUCCUGUCGUUCGGCCCCAGUCUUCACCUCCACCUACAUGCACUGGCACCAAUGGGAACGGUCUCCAAGAUCAGUCUUUUGUCGACUCUAACAAGUACUCCACAGCCAGCGUGCUCCAGGGCCUGGCCUUCUCCUGAAUUAUCCCUGGAAUGAUUGUUCCCCCAAUGUAGGGUGUGUGUGUGUGUGUGUGUGUGUGUGUGCAGAUGGAAAGAUGAAACAUGCUCUUUCAUGCCACUGGUCUCACUGAGCGUGUGCAGAAUACUCCGGCGCUGGACUGACCUCCCGGUCUUGUUCUGAAGGAUGAAAAACUACAAACUCAGGCCCUUUUUAAACACAAUCUGCUUUGAAACAAAAAGAUAUAGAGGAAGAACGAUACGAGAAAAAUAUCGAACUGAACUGUUGUACCUCCCUGUUUUGAUGUUGAAAUUUGUACUCACCUUCUAGACACUUUUUAAGAUAAGGGGCGACCUGCCCCGUCUACACUAUAACAUGAGAGGUCUAUUUAUUUUAAAAAACAGUAGUUAUUGAUUUGCCAUCAAUAUUUGUGUGUUUCUGUGUGUACCACCCUUUUAUGAAAUGAUACCUGACACAAUAUUGCAGUGGUUUCUAUUUAUGAUUUUAGAUGAAGGAUUGCAGGUGAUUUUUUGCUCAAGGAAUGUCCCACUGAAUUUGUGAAAAUGCAUUUGAAAGUCAGUCAGUCUACAAAAUGCCAGCAAUGUAAACUCAAUGUAAACAGCCAUGUAAAAAAAAUAAUUUAUGCCUUUUUUAUGGUUAAAAACCAAUUCAGAGCUGAGAGACUCGGUUCCUUUGCAUUGUCACUGCCUUGAUUUUCACGUUCAUAUUCCAUUUGUUGAUAUUAUGCUGCCUUCAAGUCCUUCUGGGAAGUUUUAAUUCCGAAAAACAUUUUGAGAGUCGUUGGUUGGGGAAAAUGGGCAUGUUUGGCCCUUUUUAUACUUAAUGUUAAGCUUUUUAGCAGCACUGCAACAAAACUAAAAGGAUCGUUUUCUCAUCAUUUACUCACUCUCAAGUUGUUCCAAACCGGUUUGGCUACCCACAUUCUUGUUUCCAAUUCAUACAUGUUUGGAACAACUAUUGGAACAAAUUUUCAUUUUUGGAUGAACUAUCACUUUAAAGGCAAAGGAUGCAUGCAAAGUGUGUACCUGAUGCUUUAUGUAUUUUUCUUUUAAUAGUUAUGCCUUCAAAGAUUGAUAGCUUUGUCACAUAAAAGUAGUGUUUUCGGUUUAGCUUUACAGCUACCGUAUUUUUCAGACUAUAAGUCGCACCUGAGUAUAAGUCGCAUCAGUCCAAAAAUACGUCAUGAUGAGGGAAAAAACAUAUAUAAGUCCCACUGGACUAUAAGUCACAUUUAUUUAGAACCAAGAGAAAACAUUACCGUCUCCAGCCGCGAGAGGGCGCUCUAUGUCUUCAGUGUAGACUACAGGAGCACUGAGCAGCAGAGCGCCCUCUCACGGCUGGAGACGGUAAUGUUUCCUCUCAGUUCAUUUCUCUCGGUUAAUUUCUCCUGGUUCAUGUCAAAUUAAUUUUGAUAAAUAAGUCGCACCUGACUAUAAGUCACAGGACCAGCCAAACUAUGAAAAAAAGUGUGACUUAUAGUCCGGAAAAUACGGUAUUCCUGAUCCACAGCACAGAAACUGCAUAUUAACAGUUAAUUAAUAUUUGUCCCCACAAUGAAUUGAAUUGCCACAGCACUAACUCAGAAAGUCUUAAAGAAAAGAAAUUAAAGUUUCUCACUAGAAACUAGAAAAGAUAAAUCCGAUAUGACUUGAAGGCAACAUUUCAAGUAAUUUCAUGCUCAUCUCUACCCAGUUUUAUCAUUAUGUAAUGCCAAAAUGUAUAGCCCCAUCGAAAAAAACCAGCAUAUGCUGGUUAGGUAUGUUGAAGCUGGUUUAAACUGGUCCCUAACUAGCAUAUGCUGUUUUUUUUUCAACAGGGAGAGCAAACACUGACCACUAGUAACACAUUUUAUACAGAGAUAAUGCCAUCAAAAAGCCCGAAAAGAGAUCGCUGCCUUCUUUUUAUAACUACUCUCUAUGGAGGACUUGCAGUGUCAAAAACAAAAAUGCUAAUUAUUAGUGUUUUAUGCCAUUUUAAUGACCUUUUUCCUUUUAAUUUGUUUGUGUUGUAGAAACAAAAUAAGAAUAAAAACUGUGAUAACUUCUUUAUACUUUAGUUUGCAGUCCUCCAGUAGAUAAUGUUCAGACUGAACCGACUGAAACUGAUUAAGUAUUUAAUGCUCUGCUUUUCUUGUACUUCAGUGGUUCUCAACAGGUUUUACCUUUGAGUUUGCCCAACACAGCCCUGAACUGAUCAUGCAAAAGUACUGAAAAUGUUUUUCAAAUCAACACUGAAAUGCAUUCAAAUCACUAUGCACAUUACAUAAUUCAUAGCAUUAUGUUAUUUUGAUUUCCCAUUGACCCUAUCAGCUGAGACGUUUUUAUUCCCCGUCCGGCCGGUUGAGAACUACCGAUGUAGAUCAGUCUGAGUGUAUGUUCAGGAGAUGAAGGGUUUGGAUGUUACGGCAUGGUCAGCACUGUGAAAUCUCUGUACCCUUCUCACGAAUGAGCCGAGAUUCAGAUGAAGCCAUUACAUUGGAUUCUAGCAUGUACAUAUGUUUGAUUUUAUAAUUCUCUUUUAUUUUGCCAAAGUCAUUGUUUUGAAUAUAUUUAUACAUCAGAAUGGAGUCAUAAGGCAGCUUUGUACAACCUAGUGUCACUGAUAUAAUGUUUACGACAUGCUUAGCAGAUCUCAUUGACUUUAGCUCUGAGGUUUUGAUGUUCACGAAGGGAUUAUGUAGGAUACCCAUAUGAAUAUUGUAUGUAUGCAUCGCUUGAAAUUGUACAUGCUUCAAACUCUCUUCAUGUUUGCGUGUUUUCGCUCUUCAUUUGGCGAUGAUCUGUUUUUAUAUCGUCAUCUGCCAAGUUGUGUCCAUUAAUGUGAUUUUAUUUGUAUAGUAAUUUUUGUAUGUCGAAGAACAACUGUUUGUUUGAUAGGUUUUUUGGGCUGUUCACACACUUUUUUUUUUCUCUCUCCAUGAAAAUGUUAUAGCAUUUUGUUACAUUGUUUUGUUUCAGAUGGCACGGUUUGUUAAAUAGUUUGUAUUUUAAUGCAAUGAAGUUUGAGAGUAUAUUCAACAUGUAAACAAUAUAAUCUUUUCAUUUUGCUUCUCUGGAACUUGCAGAGAAAAGGAUAGUUAUUGUUUUCAUGCUCAGCAAAUAUACAAUAAUAUCUCCCUGUUUUUGAAUAAUUUCUCUCCGGAAUUUGCUUUUUUUAGAGGGAAAAUAAUACACAUGUUUUUCUUCCUUUAUAUCCCUUGUCAAUAAUUUCACAAUACGGUUUUCUUUUUCUUUUUUUUCUUUUUUGAAGUGUACCAACAAUCAGAUGUCUUAAUGCAGAUUUCUCUUUUUUUACAUUAUUUAUUUAUUUUUAAGAAAUACUUAUUUAGAUAGUUUGGUUAGAUAAAAAUAUAAAUUAACAAGUUAAACUAUGGAGUAACAGCACAAGAGUCUAUCCAGUUAUUCGCUUGAUCAUUUCAUUCCAUGACACUCCUCUCCACUGUCAUGUCUUAACAAAUUUCAUCUUUUUUUUUUUUUUUUUUUUUUAGUGCAUCACAUCUAAAAACUGUCUGUGUUUCACAGUUCAUGUGUCUCAUUUCCCUCUGAAUCAUGGCUUUUCCCAUUAUUUAAAUGGGCAUCAAUUGCAAAACUAUCAUUUGAUGGCUACUUGAUUUAUUGAUUAAUAUGUCACGCAUCUAAAUUGACAAGUCAUCUGCUACUAUUUUUCCUGUUGAUUACAAACUUGUUGUAGACUGGACUUUCAGUGGGCAGUUAUUACUGGUGAAAAUAUAAAAAGAAACUACUGUAAAGAUGAUCAUUUUUUUAAAUACCAUUGAACUGUAAAAUAACUUUUUGACUUUCACAAUAUUUAAUUAAAGUUUCCUCUUGUCUGUGACUCUU